AUGGCGCCCUCUCAGCUUUCCAACGGUAUCUACCUUCGCUCCACCAUUAAUGCUAAGCCAGAGAUCGACCCUCAGGUCCUGGCUGCAUUUAGCCCCGACAUCAUCCCGAUGGGGCUCACAAGGCCUGAUCACGACGCCUUGAUUGCAGCUUAUGACGAGUUCAUCGCUCACGAUAUUGAUUCUACCGAGUCCAAGACCCGCAUCUACCUGCGCGGCAAGGCCAUCGUCAAGGACACUUCUAGCGCCGUCGAGACCGAAGUCACUCUCAAGGCGGUCCCCAACGAGCUGAUUCUCUGGCCUCAGGCUUGGGUAAACGCGCCAGUGGUCGGUCACUCUACGUUGAGCGCAUCCAAGGACGGGGAAGUCGUUGCAACUUCCACCCCGAUCGCAUACAACCCCACCGAAAAGCUCGGGCGCCACGACGCAUUCAUAGCGCAGGCAGAGAUCGUAUCGGCUGCCGGCACGCCGAAGGACCUCGUGAAGCAGGUUCAAAACUGGCGCGAUCUUGUCAAGCACGUCGGCCAAGACCCCACGGUGACGACUUACAAUGCCGUCUUUGCGGACCCGCGUUCGACGGAAAUCAGCCUGACGACUAGGUUCAGGAUGUUCGAGAAUCAAGCCAAUAUUGUCCGCAUGGCCUUCAGUAUCGAGGCUGUUGGUACGCCGUCUAAUGACAUCGACGUCUCUUUGUCCUGCUUCGGCGUAACACCCGAUUCGAAGCCUCUCUCUUUCGGACAAUCUCGCACGACCAUUCUCCCUUCCAAGCUGAUCUACAUUAACGCUGCCGUUCCAAAGAACUUUGACGGUAAUAUAACACUGAGCGUCUUCAAUGACAAGCAGCACACGUUCGGCGACUACUCGUCCAUUUCGGUGGGCGCGUACGCUGUGGGAGUCGUAAACGGGCAGGAGACGUACACGCUGCUUGGGGCAGAGCACAUGGUCUUCCACUCUGAUAUACGCGUGAAGAAGGUCCUGAAGAAGUUCGCUCGCGUCCGUGAGGCGCAGGCAACCAAUGGCGCGGCCGACGCUUCGACUUACCCCUUCUACUUCAGAGAGUCUGUGACUGAUAAUGGCCAAUUCCCACGAGCCACGAGUGGGCAUAGUCCUGAUAUUCAGCCUCUGGGUACCUUGCCGGAUGCAAAUGUACAGACUGAUCUCGGUCCCGGGAACUACACAGUCGACGUUUCCGACAAGCGGAGUGUGGGAACGGUGGUUGGCAACGUCUCCAACUACAUUUACCUUCGUGGAACGACCGACGCGCCCACGUCCGGCUCUGUGCGGUUGUUUGCUGUGCCCUCUUCCCUCUUGCUGUAUCCUUCGCAGUAUAGUCAGGAUGCUUACAUUAUAUUGGAUCACGACACGGGCGGAGAUCCCCAGACUGCCAUUCGGACGUACAACACGCAGUCUGAAGAAUCGCCCAACCCAAUUUUGUUCUCAGAGCCGUUCAACUUCUCUGACCCUCCUCCUCCUCCUCCCUCUAGCGACCACUACUGCCUUGUAGCCGAGUGCAAACCUGAUGGGACCGAUUCUGAUGGGGAGUCGUAUGUAUGGCCCCACGAAGAGGCUGGAGACUUUGCGACGGGGGGCGAGUAUGCUGCCUGGCUCUACAACCAGCCGUACGUUUGCCAGCGCAACAUCAGCUACGCCAGCAAUCCGAAUGCCCCAAGCCAGGUGUUCUACACGACCUUCACUAUCCCCCCCGGGUUCAGUAGCGCCGAAAACUGGCAGUUCGAACUCCGGGCUGUGAACUGUCCUCCAGGAUCCUAUGUCGAGAUGGACUCCAGCGAUGCCGAUAUUGCUGUCGCGAACUUGGCGAUCACGGGACCGGAUCAAGUUGCAGGGUGUCAAUUCACCGGCGCGGCCCCUGGAUUCACAUGUCAAAUCGUUAUCCGGUGGUAUGCGAACGGCACAACGAUCCAGAAUGGCCAGCGCAUUGAUGGAAACCUCUACCUGACGCGACCAUACACCGGGGCAAUGAGUUAUGAACUCUUCAAGCGCCAGAAGAUCGGAAAACGGAGUGACUCAACCAUACGCACCGUGCGGGCUGACUACCCCAACGUCGAUAUUCCGGGGAAGAACGUUGCCUCCCAGAAGCCUCAGCCUCCCAAGAUCGGUGGAGCACACACUCGCCGUCAACUCGGCGAGAAAUAUGUGUCCCCUGGUACCAUCUACGUCAACUAUCUUGUCGGAAGUGAUGGUAUCGGGUAUAAUCUCGGGUAA
Messenger RNA from Postia placenta MAD-698-R-SB12, 2220 nucleotides. RefSeq lists its product as hypothetical. Bases 1 to 2220 code for a protein of 739 amino acids. Lineage: Eukaryota; Fungi; Basidiomycota; Agaricomycetes; Polyporales; Adustoporiaceae. The transcript is spliced from 11 exons. The record is from RefSeq and is a predicted model, not a curated record.